GGUGCGCGCGCUCCCUCACGCACGCGCGCACGGAGGGGGCGACGGCCGCGGUGACGCUGCUGCGGCGGCGGGCCGGCGGCGGCGCGUGAGGCGCGCGAUUCCCCGUGUCUUGGGAGCAGUGUCCUGGCCCCCGCCGUUCCCGCCGCCGCCAUGUCGGGCCGGUCGGUCCGGGCCGAGACCCGCAGCCGGGCCAAGGAUGACAUCAAGAAGGUGAUGGCGGCCAUCGAGAAAGUGCGGAAAUGGGAGAAAAAAUGGGUGACUGUGGGUGACACAUCCCUUAGGAUAUUUAAGUGGGUUCCUGUGACAGACAGCAAGGAGAAAGAAAAAUCAAAGUCGAACAGUUCAGCAGCCCGGGAACCUAAUGGCUUUCCUUCUGAUGCCUCAGCCAAUUCCUCUCUCCUCCUCGAGUUCCAGGACGAAAACAGCAACCAGAGUUCUGUGUCCGAUGUCUAUCAACUCAAGGUGGAUAGCAGCACCAACUCGAGCCCAAGUCCGCAGCAGAGCGAGUCCCUGAGUCCAGCACACACCUCUGACUUCCGCACUGACGACUCCCAGCCCCCUACUCUGGGCCAGGAGAUCCUCGAGGAGCCCUCCCUGCCUGCCUCCGAAGUUGCCGAUGAACCUCCCACCCUCACGAAGGAAGAGCCAGUCCCACUAGAGACGCAGAUCGCGGAGGCAGAGGAAGGCUCGAGCGCCCCGCCCCUGAAGCGCUUCUGUGUGGACCGGCCCCCGGUGCCGCAGACAGCCUCCGAAAGCUAGCACGACUCGGCGCCCUGCCUCCUGGCCCCUGCCUCUAUUUAUUAUUGCAUUCUGGUUCUGGCCAUGCUGUGUUGCUGGGGUAAGGGCAAGCCCGGGGUCCGGAGUCUGCACUUGGGAGCCUCAGGGCUGGAAGGCCAGCAUAGGACUGGGGGUCGCAGCACCAUCUUCCCGUCCCUGGCACCUGUGUCUGUUUGCUCUGAGAAGAGGAGCAUUCUUGUCGUUUUGCACCCCAAGUAGGCUGGAGCAUCAGCCAUCCAAGGUUCAUCUGUCACCUCGAGGUAGCGUUUUCUGCUCCAGAACCUCUGGACUGAGCUGCUGGCGCUUCUGUGAGGAGAAAGAGAUGUGGAAGGCACCCUCUGGAGAGGAGAAUGCCUAAGGUUACUUGAACUUGAACGGAGACUGUAGAUUCAUGGACUUUCCCCCAGGCCUGGGGUCCUGUAGGCUGCUGUUGGAGAAGGACUGGGUAGAGACAUGGAGGGCAGGAAAGAGGAAGGGCUUUUCUCCACGUUGGGCAGAAGGUCUGUAUACAUUUCCUGCCUCUCCUGGGCUCUCUAGCUGCUGACAGUCCUGUGCCCCUCCAGAACCGUCCUCUGCCCCAACACGCACACGUGCGCACAACGCACACAGGCUCACAGCUUUGUGCCGUCUGUCCCAUCCCAGCAUCCCCUGCCUCCAGCCCACGCUCCGCCCGGCGAGGAUCUGCGGUCUGACAGCAGCACCCAGCCCUCAGUGCUUCAGCUCACACUUUCUAGGAAGCUCCCUUUUCUUUGAAAUCUGCAUGUUUAAUUGAACUUUGUGAUUUUAUUUUUUGUUUCCAAAAAGUUUAAGAAAAUGGAAAUGGGCAACAGCAAGUGAAGACAUAUUUUAGCACUGAAUAGAAUAUUUUUAAAAUUAAACUAUUUGAAAUACG
Molecule: messenger RNA, 1669 nt
Organism: Sciurus carolinensis (gray squirrel)
Lineage: Eukaryota; Metazoa; Chordata; Mammalia; Rodentia; Sciuridae
Gene: Bcl7b
Product: BAF chromatin remodeling complex subunit BCL7B
Exons: 6
Coding region: 151-759 (202 amino acids)
Source: RefSeq, a predicted model, not a curated record